AUGACGUCAGUGACUUCUUCAUCACAGUCAGAAACCGGAUUUUUCGGCCAAGCAACGAAACUCGUCGCGAGCAUGCUUGGCGGAGGGAAGAAGGAAAAGCCAGAAAUCAAAAGCUUGCAACGGGCUGCUGCCAUGGCAAAGAGGCAGCAAGACGAAGCCGAUAAGAAGGCCUUGCGCCUCAAAGAGAUGGAGGUACGGCGACAGGCUAUACUUUCCAGGAAAGCGGAAGAGGAAAAGGCUCGAAUUUUGGAGGACGAGAAGAAGACCAAAGAGAACAGCGAGAGGCGCAAACGAGAACGAGAGGAAAACACCGACAAACGACCCGUGAAACUUCCGACAGUAGCCGUCAAGAAAAUGGAGGAUGAUUCGACCAAGAAGCGAAAAUUUGUAGUGGAGACCCAGAAGAAGGUGGAAGCCAAGAAACCGGUGUCCAAGGACAAAAAGGAACCUGUGCCGUUCAAGUUAGUGAAACCGAGUGUGCCGACGCCCACUGCAAAACCGGCUCGUCCUCCGAAAUCUGUGAGAAGCGUUGCAUCUGCUCUGGUAUCAUCCGCAGCCUACAAUGUGUCACAGAACUUGCCGGGAGGGUCCUCUGGUUCCAAACCAGCCAUCCCGGAGGCAAAACCAUUUAAAUUGGCACCUAACCAAAAGGACAAGGGCAAAGCCGUGGCACAAAAUGACGGAAGUGACAAAUUGCCUUCUGCCAUGAUCCAAACUCAGAUGGCCGCUCGCGCAAAAGCGCAGAUAGAAGCUAGCAAGCAGCAAGCCACCGAGGUCCCCAGUGAAUCCAUUGAGCUACCGGAAAUCAAUAGUGAAUACUCGGAUUCCGAAGACGAGAACCGAGUCCGCACGUUUGAUCCCCCCGAUUGGGCCCAGUCACCCGAACUACGACAAGCGUUGCAGAUGCAAAGCACAGUUAAUCCUGAUGAUAUCUUCGGCGCCAUCCGACCCCUGCGGAUGGAGGAGAUGUUCCGCACCAGGCAAAGUCGAUUUAGAGCUCGCACGAGCUCUGCAAACUGGUCUGGAGCGGACAGGCUUACGAUAGAGGAGGUUCGAGAGUACGAGCGCAGGAUGGGCUUCCAAUCACAAGCAUAG
This is a messenger RNA of Pisolithus orientalis, 1095 nucleotides long. Its product is annotated as inner centromere protein. The record is from RefSeq and is a predicted model, not a curated record. The transcript is spliced from 2 exons. Bases 1 to 1095 code for a protein of 364 amino acids. Lineage: Eukaryota; Fungi; Basidiomycota; Agaricomycetes; Boletales; Pisolithaceae.